AUGUCUCGGCUUGGUCAGAGUCAGAGGGUUCGAUGGAGAACGGAGCUUUUGCUUCGGCUGAAGGACAAGAACGCAUCGAAAGACGUCGUUCGGGGAACUGUGGCCCAGUUGAGGGACGAGGCUCUCCUGGGGAAUGCACGCGACUACACAGCCGCAAUUACCGCUUUGGGGAGACUUACACACUGGAACGAGGCUAUCUCUUUGUAUUCCGAGUAUGCGGCACGCCGGGCAGACAACUUCCAGGCAUCCCUUGCUGUGCAGCUGAUCGGCGAGGAAAAUAGAGGAAGUGAGGCGAUGCCCUUCCUGGAAGAAUGGCGGGCCGAACCAAAGCUGGCCAUGAACGCCUUGAAGCAACUGUCUUCCUGGCCAAUGGCUGUGGUACAGAUGAUUGAAAUGAUUAAGGCUGUUCGGGUACAGGUGGAUCAUUUUCAUUGUGGCGUUGCCAUUAAUGCAUGCCAGACACGAUGGCGGACGGCAAUGUAUGUGCUUUCACUCAUGCACAGCUGGACAGUGCGUUUGGCCAGUUCUAGCUUCAAUGCAUGUGCAGUGGCCAUUCGGAAGUCUCGUCACUGGAACUCCGCUCUUUGCUCGGCAUGGCUGACUGAUGACGCUCGCAGCUGCGGGGUGCAAUCAGAUGUGGUUGGCUUCAACAUUGGGCUGUCAUCCAAAACUUGGUCCAAAGGCAUUGCCCUUUUGGGCACCAUGCGCAUGCAGCAAGUGCGCUUGGAUGAGUUCGGUUCCUCUUCCCUGAUGGCUCAGGCUAGCUGGCGAGUUGCUUUGCAGUUCAGGGAAUCGGUGCGAGCUGCCCAGGUUCAGCAAAGUUUGGUCACGCAAAAUGCAGCGCUUCACGCUUGCAGUGAAAGUUGGCUGCGCGCAAUGCAGCUGCUGCAGAUCGCUCUAAAACACCAACAUCGGCUGAGUUGCACCUCUUUUGGCUCUGUCCUCAAGACCUGCGCAGCGGGAGCUUGGCCAGUGGCAUCCAGAUUGAUACAUGUGAUGACGCAGAGCGCCAUGCAGCCAAACCAGAUAUGUUUAACCUCCGCAAGCACCUUCAAGGAUCCAGCUGUGUGGCAAAGCGCCUUGCAAAUGAUCGAGUGCUUGGACGAGCCAGAGUGGGUCACCAGCCAGGCGCUAUGUGGAUGUUGGCAGGUUGCCCUUGAACUGGCCAAGUCGGAGAGCAUGCUUGUGGGUGUAUCCGCUUCCCUCUCGAGAGUGAGCUUGUGGAGCUUAUCCUUGCAGCUGCCGUUCUUCCGCUUUGAGCCCUCGGUCAUACACUGCAACACAGCCAUCGCAGCCCAUCAGGCAGCUCAUCAGUGGCAACUGUCUAUGCACGUUUUGAGUGGCUGCACCCGAUCCAAUGUGAGACCGGAUGAGACUAGCUUCAAUGGACCGCUUGGUACCGAUGGGCAGUGCUGGCAGCGCGGAAUGGUACUCCUUCAGCAGAUGGGACAGCUUCAGCUAGAAGCGGAUCGAGUGAGCUGGAACACGUUGCUGAGCACCAGUAAGAACACCUGGACAGCGGCCGUGAAACUCUUAGGCCAUAUGCCAAUUUCAUCCCUGCAAGCCGACCUGUUCAGCGUGUCCAGUUGCCUCCAAAACCUUCGAUGGGAGAUGGCAUUUGGGCUCACUCCACUGGUUACCCUGGAUUUGCUGAGCUGCAACCUGCUACUUGGCACCGUGAACGCCGUGAACGCCAACCGGGAUGCCUGGCCGACCUGGCCACUGUCCCUGCGUGUGUUGAGGGAUAUGGCGCUUUGGCAGGUGCAGGCUGAUGGCGUGAGCUACUUAUCUUCCAUCCAGGCCUGCAGCACAUCCGGACUUUGGGAAGUGGCAUCGAGCUUGUUGUGCGAGAUGGAGUUGCGAAGGCUGUCCUCGCACAUUGCCCGCAGUGCAGUGAUUGGAGCUUGUGCGGAGGCGGGUCAGUGGCAAUUUGCCCUUCUUCUGUUGAGAACUAUGGAGACUUCAAAGGUGGCCGACCCUGUGAGCUACAGCGAGUGCAUCGAUGCAUGUGCGAAGGCUGAAAGGCAGCGCAGCGCGCACAGGGCAGAAGAAAGCGGAGCUCGCAAUGGCAUCCAAUGA
Messenger RNA from Cladocopium goreaui, 2079 nucleotides. The record is from the annotation of a GenBank genome assembly. NCBI's taxonomy places the organism in Eukaryota, Dinophyceae, Suessiales, Symbiodiniaceae.